Molecule: messenger RNA, 4353 nt
Organism: Rhea pennata
Lineage: Eukaryota; Metazoa; Chordata; Aves; Rheiformes; Rheidae
Gene: KCTD15
Product: potassium channel tetramerization domain containing 15
Exons: 7
Coding region: 307-1101 (264 amino acids)
Biological process (GO): protein homooligomerization
Molecular function (GO): protein binding
Source: RefSeq, a predicted model, not a curated record
CGUCUGCAGGCGCCGCGCGGGCGCGCGCGUGUGUGCCUGUGUGUGCGCGCGUUUGUGCGCGUGUGCGUGCGCGCGUGUAUGUUUUGUUUUGCUCCGCUCCAGCAUGGGCAGCGCCGGCGGAGCCCCGCGGCGCGGGGUGCCCGCGCUCCCGCUGCCGCCGCGGCCGCGGCUCUGAGGACGGCGCAGCGCCGGCGCGGCGGAGGCAGCGCGGCUCGCUCCGCGCGCUCGCAUGGCUGGGUUCACGGCAUAAACUAUUGUCUGCAAGUGGCUUAGGAGGCAGACUCGCGGUGCGCCCCGCACGGGUGUAUGGAGACAAAGGAGGGAAGAAGCAUGUCCCGUCUGUCUCUGACACGAUCCCCAGUUUCACCUCUGGCUGCUCAAGGAAUUCCUCUCCCAGCCCAGCUCACCAAGUCGAAUGCCCCUGUGCACAUCGAUGUAGGAGGGCACAUGUACACCAGCAGCCUGGCCACCUUGACAAAGUAUCCAGAUUCCCGAAUAAGUCGUCUGUUUAAUGGCACAGAGCCUAUUGUCUUGGACAGUCUAAAACAACAUUAUUUCAUUGAUCGAGAUGGCGAAAUUUUCAGAUAUAUAUUAAGUUUCCUAAGGACAUCUAAACUACUGCUCCCAGAUGACUUUAAGGACUUUAAUCUUUUAUAUGAAGAAGCAAAGUAUUACCAGCUGCAGCCAAUGAUUAAGGAACUUGAGCGAUGGAAACAAGAGAAAGAACAAAGGAAACAUUUCCAGCCUUGUGACUGCUUGGUUGUAAGAGUGACUCCAGAUCUGGGGGAAAGAAUUGCAUUGAGCGGGGAGAAAGCUUUAAUAGAGGAGAUCUUCCCUGAGACUGGGGAUGUCAUGUGCAACUCUGUAAACGCAGGUUGGAACCAAGACCCUACCCAUGUUAUUAGGUUUCCUUUGAACGGAUACUGCCGGUUGAAUUCGGUGCAGGUGCUUGAAAGAUUAUUUCAGAAGGGAUUUAAUGUGGCAGCUUCAUGUGGCGGUGGGGUGGAUUCCUCUCAGUUCAGCGAAUAUGUGCUGUGUCGCGAGGACAGACGACCACAACCGACUCCAACGAUCAGAAUAAAACAGGAGCCCCUGGACUAGAACCUACCGUACUCCUUUGUAACCGUAGAAGUGUUUAUAUAGUCCCUUAUGUGAAACACUAAGGAUUUGCAAAACAGUAUUAGCAAACAGAUUUUGACUUUAUGUUGCCAAUUAGUGGUAUUCUGAAACUACCUGUCACAUAGCCAGCCAUGAAAUGCAUUCGGAAAACCAGUUGUCCGUUUUUCACGAUGAAAUUGCUGAGCGUGCUCAGCACACCAGGCUUUGUGGGAACGUACUUGCAGCUCAACAGCUGUGGUGGUGGCAAAGGCAAAGCUUCGAUGAAAUCCUGACCCGAGCCAGGACUUGUGCAGAAAGACCAAUUAAAGCAAUUUGAAUUUAGCAGGAGGAGAGCCGAUUCUGACAGCCUUUCCAGCGACAGUCUGCCCCCACAACCGCUGCUGACCACAGGGAAGUGGGGGCCACCCAAAGGAAGAGGAGACACUAAAAACUGCACCGAGCAUCUUCCCUGACUGCACACCUUUCAUAUCAAAUGUGCUUUACACCUCCAUACAUUGCAUUACACUUCCGUGAUUGUACUCAUUCAUGCUAGCAAAUGGCUUAUUUUUAUACAACAUUUCCAACUGAAAUAUCUCUCAAUGGACAGAAUCCAGAAUCAGAAAAGGACCGAUUUAUAGUCAACUGGUGCUCAGUACUUUAAAAAAGAAACAAAACAAACAAACAAAAAAAAGCAACAAAAAUUUGACAAGGCCAGCUAUGGCCAGUACUUGCAAAAGUAGGGAUCCGGAAGCACAAAAUAAAAGUCCGUCUACCAUCAUCCAAGGGCCACAUACCUAACAUGGAGCCGUAGUUCUCUUAAAGCCAGUCUUGUUUUGAUUCAGAAAUUGUAAGCUUUUCAUCAUCUAAGAAGCGUGGUUCUGCUAAGCAAGCUCCGCUACCCUUUGUUACUCACUUACUAACCGUGUUGUAGGCCCACGUUUAGGAGGAAAUGUUAAGAAUUGUGGACAACCCUACUCUUUAUGGGUCUGGUAUUUUUGCAAAAAGCUGUUAAAACCCUCUCCCUUCCAUUGUCUGGUGAAAGCAGGCCACGCUUUUGUUUAGAUUGUUUUUCCUCUAUUAUUUUAAACUAGUAUUAAAAUACUGAUUCUGUAGCAGCUGCCCUCUAUCUGUGUAAUUUUCUCUUUAAAGAAGCCUGAUGUCUGCAGGUUACUGUUCCUUUGGUGAAUCAGUAUUGACUCUUCUGACUUGCAGGGCUUCCUAACUCAGGAGACAGCACCACAUUUGCAGGUGCAAGGUAUAAAUAGCAUUCUGCUAAAUCCUGUUUAUUGCUGUUUAGCAUGAUUGGGUCCUCAAUAACUAACUCAUGUGUUAAUCACAAUUUAGUUUCUCCCACCUUAAUUUAUAGAAUACUGUUGUAGAUGAUGAAUUUUAAUUAAACUCUUUUUUUAGAUUCAUACAUAUGGCCACAUUGAACAAGGCACAGAGUAUUAAACGGUCAGCAAUUCUUUAACGCUAAAUGAUUACAGUCGGGCAAAAAUAAAAAUCCAAGUUUAAGAUUAGUACUUUGAAAAGUGAUGAGCCGUACUGAAUAUCCAAGGUACAGUCUACACAGAGGUCUAAUUUUUGGAGAAGUGCUGGAAACCUGCCUUAGAAAGUCAGACCUCUGCAGGUUUGCUUAUCUUGGAUACCCAAAUUACAAAUAUCUCAUGAAAAUUUUUAGCCUGUUUGUAUUAGGCUGCUAAUUUAGCAGAACAGUUGAGCAAAUCUGUCUACUUUAAAAGAGUUGUAAAGUUAUUUUAUUUUGUGGUUUUAUACUUGUAUGACACUCUAAAGUUGCUAGGUAUUGCCAUAUUUGAGUAUAUGGCACAGCAUUCACCUUUGUAUGUAAGAUAUCUGUAGAAUUGUAUAUUAUACAUUUAAUAUUGUAAAAAACUUAACGUAUAAUUGUCAUGUAUUUGUGUAUGAACAUUUCUUAUACAGUACUUCAUGCCAUAAACAUUUCUGUAAAGUAAAGGAUCAAAAAUAAGCAAGUAGGGUGGAACACUCACUGUAUCUUCCAUGGUGUCUGGGAGAGGCGAGAAGUUUUGGUUGCGUCUCCUCUGGCCUGCUCCAGUCAGCUCAAUGUAGCCAUGUCUUAUGAGGAAGGAAAAAAGAAGAAGAUUUAUUUAUUACUUUCGUACAUUGAGUUCACUUUCAGUUCAAAAUAUCCUCAAAAUAAUCUAUUCAGCUGCUUGGUUUUAUCCUACGUGCGCUGUGUCCCACGCCCCGGGACAGGGAGGUGAGGCUGAGUGCUCGUCCGGCCGCGGGGCUGCUCCGCUCGUUACUCUCGGCCAGGGCAGAGAGGCACUUGGCUGAUGAACGCGUCACCUUUAUGCUAAAAAUACGGGCCAGCUUCUGGGUUCGUACCCAGACGAAACCUCCGCGGCGUCAGCCGGGGCUGCUGCCUGCGAGCGGCGCCCGCAGCAUCUCCUGCGAGCGGCUCAAUAAAGCAGCCCUGGUACUUAUGGCCGUUUGUAAGGUGGCAUCGUAAAAGACAGCGGCUGCGCCAGCAGAGUUGCAUGGGAACCCGGGAUGGAAAGUUUGAGCCAUGGCAUCACAGCAUUAACUGCAAAGCAGCGCGAAGGCGAGCGAGACAUGUGGAAACAAUCACUGUGUUAGAAGAAAUAUGCCUUUAAAAAAAGAAAAGUUAAGCUAGGACAUGUUCUUUUCGUUAGUAACUUCAGGUCACUUAUUUAAAGUUUAUUACAGUUUCGUUUAUAUCUUUUUUACUUAUUUCCCUAUAUUCUUGAGCAGCAAUAUCAGCAAAAACCGAUCUGAAUUUUUACUUCUGGCCUUAAACCAUAGCAACAUAACUUAAUUAAGAGCAUUGCUCAGUGUUGCUAGAAUGGGUUUUAAAAUAUCAUCGAAACCCCAGUAAAACUGUGGUAUGCAAGAGGCAGAUGUUUUUUUUAUGAAGGCCAAAAAGUAAAUAUAGCCUGGUUUUUAACUUAUUUUGAUCGAACAGAAUUGUUCCGAUUCUCUUUUGCUGAGCACCAAAACUGUGGUUUAGAGAACGUCAGUCUUCUCUAGCACUUUUCCCACAACCAUGUUACACCACUGUGCUCCCAAGUCUCAGAAAAAAAGUGAAAAGAAGAAUGUUAUGUUGUGCUUAUUGGACUAAUCUGUUUUGAAAAAGCAUCUGUUGAGUGCAAUCAUUCACUGUAUUAAUGGCAUCAAGGUUUGUUGACAAUUUUAUUAAAUGGUUGACAAAGGAUAAGAAUCAGCACAACAAAACAUUGAAGUAUUUGGUUUUCA